CCUCGAUCGCACCAGCGGAUCUCGGAUGGGUGCAUUGGCGAUUUGCUCCUUUGCUGCGCGUUCUUUGGGGGCACACUAUAGGGUUCUUGGCGGAGGUUUUUUGGGGACGGAUUAUGGGUAUCGUUCAUAGCUCCGGGGUUUCAUUUCAUGAUCUUUCGCGCUCUGCUAGCUUUAGAGUGCUAGUCUGCUAGACGCGGGAUGAAACUUCCCUUUCCCUCCAUUGUGUAAUGGCGUGUUCCUUGCUCGAAUCUUGCUUCUUUUUUUUUCCCCAGCUCCAGCUGCUACUCUGCUCGUCUUCUUUUCCUUCCCCCAAUGCGGCUGUUUUGCACUUUUGGGACCGUCAGAGUGGGAGGGGAUGAGAAAGCUUUUGCUUUUUCACGGAAGCUAAAGAUUUUUGGGGGCUGGUUCAGAUGGGAUCGACAUGCGUCUGAAAUUUCGGGCGUGUCUAGUAAAUUAAGCAGAUUUCUUUAUGUUCUUGGUGUUCUUGGUGGAUUGGAAGACUCGCUUAGCUCUGAUCUUUUCUUCUUUUUUUCUUUUGUUGUAAACAAUUGUAGGCAAAUGUGAUGCCCUGCUUCGUAUCUAAAUACAACAUGAUAAUUGUGUAUAUAUUUCUUUUUAUAGUAUAGUAGGGUAAAAAAAGAGUCGAAUUGCAUGUUAUCUUCAGUUUGUAGUCAGGUGGUGCCUGGCUCUGGGCUGUUAGACUUCACAGCCUGUGAUUCCCAUGGUUGGCUUAAUGUGACAUGUCAUAUAUAUCAAUCUGAGUCCAAUUGCAUGUUAUCCCUUGUCUGCACAUGCCCAUAUAUAUCAAUCUGCAUUUUUUUUACCCCCUAUAUGAUCAAAGCAACUCACUCACUGAACAUGAGUAAUUAUCUUCUCUUCCUGACGUAUCUAGUUUAUAUAUAGUGUCCUACUCACAUUUCUCACUGAGGAACAUGAGUGGAGUAACCGAGUAAUUAUCUUCUCUUCUUGCCGGAUCUAGUUUAUAUAUAUAGUUAUUAUGUCCUUGCCUUUGCUGAAUAUUUCUUCGCCUGCUACUUUUGUUCUUCAGUGGAUAUCAGCAAGCUGUUGGACAGUGAGUUUUUGGUGCGAUGUGUUUACUCAUUUGGUUUCAAAGAGUUCAAGUGCAUGCAUCACGUUGUUUCAGUUGUCCUCAUGUUAUGAGAUUCUAAUCUCUAUCCAUUCAGGUUGGCAUGUCCUUUUUGACUUGCGUGCCAUAUUUAUGGCGCUCUCUCUCUCUAUGAUGUCCAAACUUGCAUUGGUGUACCAUAAACUUCAUUCAAGUUGAUACGUGCCAUAGUCCCUUCUGUACCUGAGGCUCUGAGUCUGAGCUAUCCAUAAAGUAUUUGUUCUUGGAGUUAGGAUAUGCUCGGAUGACAAAUGAACGGCCUUGCCUUUACACUCUUGUCCUUUACGUAUGCAUUAUUGGACUGCUGGUAGCAUACAUGACAGACAUCUUAUUGUGUGCAGAUAAGACAUGGGUCAGGCUUUGGGUUUAGUGCAGGUUGAUCAGUCAACUGUAGCCAUCAAAGAAAACUUCGGCAAGUUCAGUGAGGUCCUGGAGCCUGGUUGCCACUUCCUGCCCUGGUGCAUCGGGCAGCAGAUUGCUGGUUACCUCUCCUUGCGUGUGCGCCAGCUGGAUGUCCGCUGUGAAACAAAGACAAAGGACAAUGUCUUUGUCACUGUUGUUGCAUCUGUCCAAUAUCGUGCUCUCGCUGAAAAGGCAUCUGACGCCUUCUACAAGCUGAGCAACACUAGGGAACAAAUUCAGUCGUAUGUAUUUGAUGUCAUCAGAGCUACUGUUCCAAAGCUGGACUUGGACGAUGCAUUUGAGCAGAAGAAUGACAUCGCGAAAGCAGUCGAAGAGGAGCUUGAAAAGGCAAUGUCUAUGUACGGCUAUGAGAUAGUGCAAACGCUAAUUGUUGAUAUUGAGCCUGAUGACCGUGUCAAGAGAGCAAUGAACGAAAUCAAUGCAGCUGCUAGAAUGAGGGUGGCAGCCAGUGAGAAAGCUGAGGCUGAGAAGAUACUCCAGAUCAAGAAAGCCGAAGGAGAGGCGGAAUCCAAGUACCUGGCUGGUGUUGGUAUUGCAAGGCAGCGCCAGGCCAUUGUGGACGGGCUGAGGGACAGUGUGCUCGCCUUCUCAGAGAACGUUCCAGGCACCACUGCCAAGGACAUCAUGGACAUGGUCCUGGUCACCCAGUACUUUGACACCAUGAAGGAGAUUGGGGCCUCCUCCAAGUCCUCUUCAGUGUUCAUCCCCCAUGGCCCUGGAGCUGUCAAGGAUGUCGCGGCGCAGAUAAGGGAUGGCCUCCUGCAGGCUAAACUGCAGUGAGAGGACCCUGAGAAAAAGGAUUGGUUCUGAUUCGCAGAGGGGUGAGGGCAUCGGUUCAAUGGUGCUAUAAAAUUGCUAAUUAUAAUAUAGCUAGACUUUGCAUGGUUUGCAAAAGCUUAGUUGUGACCUGUGAGUGAGCCUGGGUAUCCAAACCUGUCAGCUAUUUGGUGAUAUUCUAUGCUCUAUGUUCUGCGUGGAUAAUCCUAUGGGUCAGACUCAGUUUAUAGCAUUGAAAGUGCAACUUUUGAGAAUUUGCUA
Molecule: messenger RNA, 2587 nt
Organism: Sorghum bicolor (sorghum)
Lineage: Eukaryota; Viridiplantae; Streptophyta; Magnoliopsida; Poales; Poaceae
Product: hypersensitive-induced response protein-like protein 2
Exons: 5
Coding region: 1475-2329 (284 amino acids)
Source: RefSeq, a predicted model, not a curated record